GAAUGGAUCGAGCUGGUUCGUAAAAAUCGCUAUAUUUAACUGUUUCCAACAAAUAUCUAGGCCUGGGGUCACGUCAAGGCAUGGAGAAGAUAAUCCUUUGAAAAUGAGUAUUAUAAACUGGUCAUGUAAUUGCUGAUGGAAGGAUUACUUGGUAGUUGGAAAAAGUGAUGGAAGACUUAGUUCAUGAUUUAGCAGAUGCACUUGACGUCCAUGUUACGAAUGCCGGACAAGAUAACGACGGUCCAUCAUCAGGUAUGACAUCACCAAGGCAACUUAAAAGACAGUCUCGUAAACGACGUGGUAGGAAAAGAAGAUGUGAUCAGAACGCACUAUGUGACUGCGGAAAUUUGAGUAGUGGGUCUGAUUCAAGUUACGACGGGGCUCUGAAAGACUAUAUGGAAAAUAUUAAAGCCCAGGAAUUAUUAAGUGACUCUGCCUCGGACGAAAUGGUGGUGGUUCAACGACUGGCUUCAUCAUUGAAUGUGACAUCAUCAACAAGUAAUAUAUAUGGUGAAUCGGACUCUGUGACAGAAAACUACAUUCAUAAAAAACCACAUCGUAAGAAAAAACGCAUGCGCAGAAUGAUCAUUGAUCGCCAAACCAACUGUUUACAAAAUGUACCUGUUCAAGAUUAUGCCCCACAGAUUCGUAGAAAAGGAAAAUUACGCAAGACAAAGAAAAACGAUAAUAAAGAUAAUAGUUCAGUUAUAAAUUUAAAAGGUAAAUUUGGUUACAAAGUGGAAAAGCUAAUCAAUAAUGAAAAAAAUAAAGAGGGCAGUGUACAAAACAUUGGGGAUGGUAAUAAUGGAGCAUCCUGUUCAGGGUGUCCAACCGGAAGUAUGUCGGUUGAAGAUAUAAAAUGUGAAUCAAACAUGAUGGAUUCAUUAGCAGCAGAUCAGGAAGAUAGCAUGGAGGACCUGGGAACACCUACAAGUGCUGGGACAGCUGAAGUGGAGAGCAUCCAGGAUAGCGAUGUAACAAUGGAAGCAAAAGACAGGGACACAGAAGAGUUUGCAGAAGACUGUUCUGGUCACAGUAGUAGUUUCAGCUCCUCGGAUGAUGAUAACAUUGUCAUCUUUACAAAUGAUGAAGGCCGUGAAGGAGAUGAUGAACAAAGUGAUUUUUUCUACGAGCCUGGCGCAGUGUAUGGAGUCCCUGGAAUUAUUCCUUGGUGGGAAAAGCAAGUGCAUGAGGUUGAUUCCAGAUUCCAAAAUAUACUGGAAGGCAGUUUUCCAAUGUUGUCAGUUUACUCCCAAAAAGUAGUCACUGAUCAGGCUCGGCAUUAUGAAAAUGGCAGAAAUAAUUUGAGAGUUAGGGGCUCAAGAAGAAAAAGCAAGGCAAAGAAACAAAAGAAACCUAACUCUUUCCUACAUGAUGUUAAUCAAAAAUUAAUACGUUUUCUGAAGAAUCCACAUGAAGAAGAGUUGUUAUUAGUACCCAUGAAAAAGAAGACACGUAUUCAGGUCGGACAACUUGCUUCAUUAUAUAAUCUAGAUAUGAGGAAUGAAUGGACAACUAAAAAGUGCUCUCCAACACUUAUUAAGACAAGAAAUACCUACCUCGUAGAUCAAGAGUCUGUAGAUGAAUUCUUACUUGCAGUAGCAUCCUCUAGCAAUGGCAAGGUCAAACAUUACCCCCCAUUUCUUGACCCCAAAAGAAGGAGAAAGACUCCACCUCCAGCCACUCCAUUCCAAGAAGGUUAUGUUGAUAGGUAUUCGAAUCCUGUACCGACUUCCAACGUCGGAUAUCAGAUGCUCGAGAGCAUGGGAUGGAAACCUGGUUCAGGACUUGGAGCUAGUGGCUCUGGCAUCAAAGAACCUAUUAGGGCAUUUCAGAGGCAGAAAAACAAGGGCCUAGGAUAUGAUAAAUUGCUUUCAAAAUAGAAGGUUGGUUGUUCCUAUACAAAUAUUAUUUUGAAAAUAUAAUUUUAAAGUAAACCUAACAAAUAUGAACUCUAUAUCAAUAAUAUUGACAGAAAUAUUAUUUUUAAUGAAAUAUAUACCAAAAUAUAUUUUCAUCAAAAACAAAUGUGUGUAAUAUGUUUAGGUGAAUGCUUUUGGAUAAUAACGUUUUGUCAAAAUUCAUCAUAGAUACAUUUUCAAAUUGAAAUAAAUUUCACUGCAGAACCUUGCUCAGGCUAUUAACAGUUUUUAUAUUGUUUAGAAAUACAACAACUCCUGUAUAAAAGUCAUAAAAUUUCAAACUUGUUCAUUAAAAUAUUGUUGGGUAUACUGUAUACUGAAAUUGAAUUUUUCUGAUUCCAAGAUGGUGCUUUGAAUUAAACUGCUAAUUAAUAAUGGCAGCAAUUUUUAAUCAAAAAUGUAAAAAAAAAAAAAAAAUCUUUGAGAGAUUUGAAGUGGCAGAGAGAGGGGAACAAAAAGAGUGGGAGGAAAAAAGAGUGAAAUGGUGGCUGAAUAACAAUCUGUUUUGCUGCUCAGAUUUUAAUCUUAGAUUGAAAAUUUUUUGUAAAAUGUCUUAGGUUUUUCAAAAUUGUGUUAAUAAUAAAGUUUUAACUAUGUUUUUAAUGCAAUCAUGGUAAAACAGUGUACAUAACACAGAAUUAGCAUGUACUUUUGAUUAGGAAUUUGAAGUACUUUAUAAAUAUGUGAAUAAUUGCAGGGUAUAUUGGUAGGCCUGCCCUACUAAAUUUCAAUGAACUUUGUAUUGUUUUUAAAAACUAUUAUUUCAAAUUUUCUACAUCAUUUUGAUUAGUCAUCAGAAAAGUAAGAAAAAAUAAAAUUCUUGACUUAGUGCACAAUUUCUUGCAUAAUACUUAUCAAUGUGAGUGACCUCAAUAGGACUUGACCUUCAUUGUGGCACUAUGUACUAAACUAGAUUUCACCAAUUAAAUAUCUUCUAUUGUUAAGAGUAUAUUUACCACCUGAUGAUUAACCAUUCGGGGAUUAAUUUUUUCAGAAAAACAAUAAAAUAAAAUUGAUUAAAAUUAUGAUAUUAAGGAAUAUUAAUUAUAGUUUUAUUAUUUAAUAUAUGUCUCCCUCUGUAAACCUCUAGAAUUUAGUGUCUUUAAGAUUUAUUAUAUUAUUUUUCUAAAUUGAAACCAAAACUGCCAAAGACCAUGUACUGUAAAACCCAGCCUCAAGUGUGGUGUAUAAUUAGAUCAAGACUGGUACUAUUGUUUUAUUAUCAUAAUUUAAUCAUAAUAAUUGUAAUAAUGAUGAUAAUAUCAUUAAAUGAAAAAAAAACACUACAUUA
Anneissia japonica is the source of this 3213-nucleotide messenger RNA. RefSeq names its product G patch domain-containing protein 2-like. The record is from RefSeq and is a predicted model, not a curated record. Lineage: Eukaryota; Metazoa; Echinodermata; Crinoidea; Comatulida; Comatulidae. The transcript has 9 exons. Gene Ontology annotation, molecular function: nucleic acid binding. Bases 168 to 1883 code for a protein of 571 amino acids.